Gamsiella multidivaricata is the source of this 1113-nucleotide messenger RNA. RefSeq lists its product as uncharacterized. The record is from RefSeq and is a predicted model, not a curated record. NCBI's taxonomy places the organism in Eukaryota, Fungi, Mortierellomycota, Mortierellomycetes, Mortierellales, Mortierellaceae. The coding region runs from base 1 to 1113 and encodes 370 amino acids. The transcript is spliced from 4 exons.
AUGUCUCUUUCCCUCUCCUUUACGACAAUACAGCGACGCCCAUCCCGUGCUGUUCAGUAUGCCGAUAUUGAGCCUGAACUAGCGCUUAUGAUCGAAGGCGCAAACCGAGUCUACUGCAGACAUUUCAUGGAUGCAAGAGAUGUCGAAGUCUACCAAGAGAAGACACUAGGCCCCUUCUACAAGAUAGCUCUGCCAUGUGGCGCCACAGCAACUGGUAUAAGUCUGAUGAUGUUGGGAAGAGUAUUGGACAAGGAGCCAACGUCGGGCAAGAACGAGACAUUGCGUGACAUUGUUGAGAGCGACCUCGGCAAGAUUAGUGGUCAUCGCGUGGUGAUCCUGAUGGGUCCAUCAGGUUCAGGAAAGACUGCGAUGGUAAUCGAUCUCGCAAAGACACACUUUGUUAUAUAUUGCGUGCGCUGCGACUCGCGCACUAUGUCAUCCCCGAACUUCAAGGAUCCCAACUUUGCUACGCUUGCGCGGGAAGUCGAAGGGAUGUGCGGGAGCCUUCCGAGACCAGAACCGGGAUCAGUGAACGACCUGAUGGAGAAUGAUUCAACCCUGAAACGACAUGCAGGAGAUAGGGUCGAGCUUGAAUUCCUGGCAAGACUGCUAUUCCUUCAGCUCCUUCUCAACAACAAUCGUGAUUUCGAGCCUCUUCAGCUCUCCGUGAACAGACUAAUGGAGGAACCACGAGAAUUGGACGCUCUUCAACAAGCUGCAUGCGGCAGGCUGGCAGAUUAUCUUACCCCAUGGAGACAAGGGCUAGUGAUCGCUCUGGAUGAAGCCCAAGUCGCAGGAAGUCGCACCUUGACUGGCAAACUCAUCGUACCAUCUGCGUUAGAUGGCAACCAAGAAAUCCUCGACGGAAAAAACCAGGUGCAAGACAGAUUUCGCCGGGGCGUGCUUCCCUCGUUCGAUGAAGGAGACGUGGAAAGCGUGCUACCGGGACUGGUCGAUAUACCCGACUGUGAACUCCCACCUGCCAAACACGGUGGCGAGAUCGACGGAAACGGUGUGGGCGACGGCGUCCGCGAUAAGGCUGACCUUGUGGAAGAAGAGGGCGAGCCAUCCACUAAAAGUCUCGUCCUUCGCUUGCUCCACUGCAUCCUUUAG